Messenger RNA from Staurois parvus, 513 nucleotides. NCBI's taxonomy places the organism in Eukaryota, Metazoa, Chordata, Amphibia, Anura, Ranidae. The record is from the annotation of a GenBank genome assembly.
ACGACGGGCAUCGGGCCCCCAGGCGGGGCGGCGGGCAUCGGGCCCCCAGGCGGAGCGGCGGGCGCCAGACCCCCCAGAUGGAGCGACAGGUCUCGGGCCCUCAGGCGGAGCGGGCGGGCGCCGGACCCCCAGGCGAAGCGGCGGGCACCGAGUCACCAGGCACACGACAGUGGGCUCCGAGUCAACGGGCAUGACCGCUGGCACUGGGUCAGACAUUGGAUCGUCUGGCUGGACAGCGGGGCAUCGGGUCACCAGGCAUCAGGUUAUUUUGGCUCGACAGCGGGCACCGCGUCAUCGGCAAGGGCAGUGGGCUCCGAGUCAACUGGUAUGAUCGCGGGCACUGGGUCAGACAUUGGAUCGUCUGACGGACAGCGGGCAUCGGUCACCAGGCAUCAAGUCAUUUGGCUCGACAGCGGGCACCGCGUCAUCUGGCAAGGCAGUGGGCUCCGAGUCAACAGGCACGACAGUGGGCACCGGGUCAUCAGGCAUUGGAUUGUCUGGCUCGACAGCGGG